AUGGCCGAGCCUAUUCGCUCCAAGAUCCCCGCCAAAGCGGCGCCGACCCCCCAGAACACCCCGGCCUCCCUCAACCAGGCUCCCAUCUCCAGUCGCGCGCAGGCUCCUGGCAUCGCCAGCAUCAGUGAAGAGGACCUCGACCGCGCCGCCGCCGCCUCCAUCUUCGCCCAGAACCCCCGCCUCGUGUCGAUGAUGCAGAACAAGCUGCAAGGCCUCGUUGGGAAGUCGUCGGGCUAUGUUGAGUCGCUGCCGGAGCCGGUGAAGAAGCGCGUGGCCGGCCUGAAGGGCGUGCAGAAGGAACACUCCAAGCUCGAGGCGGAGUUCCAAGAGGCGGUGCUGGAGCUGGAGAAGAAGUUUUUCGCCAAAUUCACCCCGCUCUACGAGAAGCGCGCCCGCAUCGUUAACGGCCAGGCCGAGCCUACCGCCGACGAGAUUGCGGCCGGCGAGGCCGAUGAGGACGAGGAUGAGGAUGCCGAGCCGUCAGAGCCUGCUGCCGCCGCUUCAUCAUCCGCCGACGCCGACAUGAAGGGUAUCCCCGAGUUCUGGCUCAGCGCGAUGAAGAACUCCUCCCUCGCCGAGACCAUCACCGAGCGCGACGAGGAGGUGUUGAAGGACAUCACAGACAUCCGCAUGGAGUACCUCGACCGCCCGGGCUUCCGCUUGAUCUUCGAGUUCGCCGACAACGACUUCUUCACCAACAAGACCAUCACCAAGACCUACUUCUACCAAGAGGAAAAUGGCUACGCUGGCGACUUCAUCUACGACCAUGCCGAGGGUGACAAGAUCAGCUGGAAGGCGGGCAAGGACUUGACCUUCAAGAUUGAGAGCAAGAAGCAAAGGAAUAAGAACACUAAGCAAACCCGCAUCGUCAAGAAGUCCAUCCCCACCCCAUCGUUCUUCGACUUUUUCAACCCCGCGCAGCCACCCGCGGACGACGAUGAAGAGGAUGUGGACGAGGAGCUGGAGGCGAAGCUCGAGCUCGACUACCAACUCGGCGAGGACAUCAAGGAGAAACUCAUUCCCCGCGCCAUCGACUGGUUCACUGGCGAGGCGCUGCAGUUCGAGGAGGGCCUCGACUUCGACGAGGACGAGUUCGAAGAUGAGGACGAUGAGGAUGACGAGGACGAAUCAAGGGACGAGGAUGAUGAGGAUGAGGACGACGACGAGGAGGAGCUGUCUAAGUCCAAACAGGAGACCGCCGAGUGCAAGCAAAGCUGA
Messenger RNA from Neohortaea acidophila, 1218 nucleotides. RefSeq names its product putative nucleosome assembly protein. Gene Ontology annotation, biological process: nucleosome assembly. Gene Ontology annotation, cellular component: nucleus; chromatin. Gene Ontology annotation, molecular function: chromatin binding; histone binding. The transcript has 5 exons. NCBI's taxonomy places the organism in Eukaryota, Fungi, Ascomycota, Dothideomycetes, Mycosphaerellales, Teratosphaeriaceae. Bases 1 to 1218 code for a protein of 405 amino acids. The record is from RefSeq and is a predicted model, not a curated record.